Gasterosteus aculeatus aculeatus (three-spined stickleback) is the source of this 1671-nucleotide messenger RNA. It is a transcript of the gene ccndx, whose product is annotated as cyclin Dx. The record is from RefSeq and is a predicted model, not a curated record. NCBI's taxonomy places the organism in Eukaryota, Metazoa, Chordata, Actinopteri, Perciformes, Gasterosteidae.
GGGCCUCUCCCUCACUUGUCCCCCCAGCUCCUCCCCCCUCCACCCUCUCCCAUCCUUCUCCCUCUCCCCACCUGUUGAAGCAUUUGUUGCGCGCACCAUAUUGUUGUCUUCUUAUUAUUUCACGUCCACGCCCCGCUCUCCCCUCCCUCUUCCACGCUCCUCUUCCUCCCCUCUCCCCCUCCCCCCCGCCGCUCCCUCCCUCGCCCUGCCGGGUAUAAGAGCCAGAGCCCGGUGGUCGAGCGGGAACAUCCGCCGGAGGGCCACGGGAACCAGCGCACGCCGCGACGGAGCGCGACGGAGAGGACGCCGCAGCUUUCCCCGCCUGGACGUACGCGACUUUGACUGCAGAUGGACCGAGGCGUGUCUGUGUCGCUGUGGUGCGAGGAGGUGGAGGGGGACCAGAGUCGGGGCCCCUCGUCCCAGCUGAGGGCCCCCUGGGAUCCCACCGUGUCGGGGCAACGCGUCAUCCAGAGGCUGCUCCGCGUGGAGGAGCGCUACGCGCCCUCCGCGCUCUACGUCACCCUCAUCCAGCGGGAGCCGGAGCGCAGGGAGGAGCUCGCCAAAUGGGCCCUGGAGGUGUGCUGUGAGUGCGGCUGUGACGAGGCCGUCUUCCCCCUCGCCGUCUCCCUGAUGGACAGGUUCCUGUCCGCCUCGCUGUCCCUGCCCGUCUCGCCCUACUGCCUGGCGGCCGCCUGCGUCCUCAUCGCCUCCAAGCUCACGGAGUGCGACAACGUCACCGCCGACACCCUGUGCGCCGCCGCCGAGUGCGGCUUCCCGGCCUCCACCCUGCGGGAGAUGGAGCGCGUCAUCCUCGCCACCCUCCGAUGGGACACGGCUGCAGUGACUCCGCAGGACUUCCUCCCACAUUUCCUCGCCUCCGUGGGCGAGAGAGGAAGAGAUGGAGACGGCGGCGACUCGGAGGAGGCGCUGCUCUCCACCCUGCGGCGGCACAGCGACACGCUGGCCGCCAUGUGCGCCUGCGACUCCCGCUUCCUGGGAGCUCCGCCGUCGCUUGUCGCCGCCGCGUCGCUGAACAGCGCCCUGCGGGGCCUGGGCAGCAAGGGCCCCGCUCAGCUGGCCGCCAUCUGUGAGGCUCUGGCGGAGCUCUGCCAGGUCGACCUGGUGGUGCUGCAGUGCUACAGUGACAUGAUCGAAUACGGCCUCCGGCAGCGGCUGAGGACGGGCCUGCAGCAGGGCCCCAUGGAGAAGGGGGAAGAGGUGGAGACCGAAAGGCCCGGGACCCCUACAGACAUGAGGGACAUCGAUUUUUAAGCACCGGCUCAACUAAUGUUGCAUUGAACACGUGAAAGUCAAUCAGUCAAACUGAUUUAUAUUGAUCAUGACCUCCAAAUGCCUGGUUAUAUCUUGAUAUUUAAAAAUUACUUAACUGAGUGACUGUUAAUUUAUUUUGUUUUUAAACUUUAUUUAUUUGUUUUACGGGAAUCGUUUUUUAUGUGCCAUAUUUUAUUAUCUAUUUUUAGUAAUUUUAUUGAGUGCCUAGAUGUUAUUUUUGUUGAAUAUAUUUAUACCUUUAAUUUAUUAUCACGUGCAAUUGUUGUCUCUUUCUGUCUUAAUUUAUUUCAACUUGCCAUUACUUUUUGUGUGUGUGUUUAAUUAAAUAUACAACAGAGCUAUUUUUCAAAGAAAUUAAACGUUUAAAACGUUUGUAAA